Messenger RNA from Nannospalax galili (Upper Galilee mountains blind mole rat), 3021 nucleotides. RefSeq names its product protein FAM205A-like. The record is from RefSeq and is a predicted model, not a curated record. The transcript has a single exon. Lineage: Eukaryota; Metazoa; Chordata; Mammalia; Rodentia; Spalacidae. Bases 1 to 3021 code for a protein of 1006 amino acids.
AUGCCAGAUCCAACAUUAUUUUGCCGAUCAGGAAAAAAUCAACUUUCUUCCAUUCUGAACAAAACUACUAAGGUCACUAUUGACAAAAUCAAAACUGUUUCCCACCAGACCAAGAGUUCAUGUUUGGCAGGCCAGCCUACCCAAACCUGCUGGGUUUCUGAAUGGUCUCUUGAAAACAUGGAACAGAUAAAUCAUUGGCAUCAAAUCCAAACCUAUAAUGCCUUGGCCUCUCAAGAAUUUGAACCCCCGUUAGCACAAGCUAAUGACUCAGCAAGCAAUUUUCAGAAGAAAUAUAACCAGUUAUUCUGUGGCCUUCCUUCUCUGCACAGUGAGUCUCUGGAUGCCACUUUCUUGAACUCAAACGGUCUCUCCAAGAACAUGUCCAAGCCCACCUCAAAAGAUCCUCUUCUCUUGAAGAAACCCUCACUCUUCUUCCUGUCCAAAACUCCACUGAAGUCAGCCCUACCCCCUUCCCCAACUUCUCCAAAUGGCAAGUCUUCAUAUGAGUAUGAAGGAGCCCAGGUCAGUGUCCCAUUUCUGACACUGGAUGAAUGUGAAGCCUUGGAAUGCCACCUCCUACAGAAGCAGGUCAAGCUUCAGUGGGGACCACCAGCUGUCUUCCUGAGAUCUUGGUAUACCCAGAGCCACUUGCAGUGUGAACCACAUGACAAAGCCCAGACUCCUAAGACUGUGAAAACUUCCUGGCCAAGGAUUCCCUUUUCACCCCUCACUAGAGAACUCUGCUUCCCAGAGCACACAUGCAGGCUGCUGGAAUUCCACCUCCAGAAGCAGUUGAUUCACCUUCGCUGGGGCCUGCCCCAGAAGAUCCAGCGGUCUAUUCAGUUGUUCCUUUCCUCUACUGACCAGAAGCCCCCGCCCUGCAGCAACAGAGCCCUACCCAAUGUGAGCAUCUCACAGCCAGAGGGCCUAAAGGCUGUUGGGUCUGGUACCAUGUUCUCACCCACAGUGAGCAAAGGGUUAAUCCCCAUGCCACAGAUGUUUGCUCAGUCAAAGGCAAUACUGCAGAGUCACAUUGACUCCAAAUGUAAACAGGUCCACCAGGGCAAGGUUCCUGCCCACAUCUGUAGCUCCUGGGAAUGCAGAAUUCCUGGGGGCUCAGCAGAAGGGAGUCCCUUCCCAUGUAUUUCACAGGGCGAGCCCCUGAAGCUGCAGGCAGAAAGCAACCUUAACCUACAUGACAAAGGCACGCCCUGGAUACCAAAGGCCCUUGACCAGGAGAAGAAAGCCGUCCCACAUGCUUUCAUUGAACACUGCAAGCGGCCCCAAUCCUUAUCUAAGGAUAUCAUUAAGAAACUGGAGACAAUUUUACAGCAUAAGUAUCUGGCUUUCUUGUCAGGCCUACCUUCUCUUUACUGUGUGGCUCUCUCAAGGCCCACAUCUCUAGCAGUCACUAACCGAUCCAGAAUCCCAGAGAUGUUGCUACCUAAGCCUAGCAAAGUCCUGCAAGAACCUCUGACUCAGACGAUUUCACUUGAAAGCCCAUGCAAGAGGCUCAAGUCAUGCACUGACGAUGACAACAAGGAUUCUGUAGACACUGCAGAAAAGCUCCAGCCUGAAUUGCAGGUGAAAGGAAUGAUGGAGCGGACACGUCCACACAGCACUAACCCCUACUCAAACACACAUAUCUUGGCCAAACUGAAUUUCCACAUGAAAAAGAAGGUCCUAGCAAUGCAAUUCGGAAUUUCUGAAAAGGAAAAUCAGUUCAAAGAGGAAACUGUAAUAGGCCCCAAGAAUCAAUCCAAACAGAAGUCUCUUAAGAGUCUAAACAACCAAGAAAGCACAGUGCUACAGAAACCGCCCAUCUCAAGAAAAGAGGAUGCAGAUCUUGGGCUUUCCCAAACCAAUGGAAAAGGACACCAUACUGGACAGCAGAGUCCAGAAAGGAAGUCUCCAAACAACAUACCCCAAGACUCUCCUCCUACCCAAGAUUUAAAUUGUGUUCAUGGUCAAGAGCAGGCUACCGAGUUACAGGCUGUGUACCACAACCAAAAGCAACCUGACUCUGCCCAAUGGGCCUCCAAGAUCUCACAAUUCAGCAGGGAUUUGACAGAAGCCCAAAUGCUUUGUGUUGAUGUGGAGGCCAGUGACGAAAACUCCAACCUAGAGGAACUCCAUAGCACUGAGCCUCAAGGCCCAGACAAGAGAAAGUACUCAGCCCAUGUCCCCACACUGACCAAAAAGAGAGAGGACCCAGGGAAAUCCAAAGUAGCAGAGAACAUUGGAGAAGAGGAUGCAGGUCUUGUGCUUUCCCAAACCAAUGGAGAAGGACACCAUACUGGGGAGCAGAGUCCAGAAAAGAAGUUUCCAAACAACAAACCCCAAGGCUCCCAGAAACAGAAGCCUAGCUUUCAUUCUGUGGCUCCCUGCCCAUGGAGCCCCCAGCAUCCCCCGCAGCCUAAAUUCCAAAACCCACAUCCAAAUAUUUUGGGCAGGAAAGACUCUGAACAUGACCUGCCAGUCAGUGAAAGCAAGGUAAAUGUCAUCCUCAAACCUUCAAGGACUCCUGGGAUUGUCCAGCCUACAGUCUACCAGGCUUCCCAGGGCCAUCCCUUCCUGGGCCCACCAAGUAGCCAAACUUUGCAACACCAAGUUUUGAAAAGGCCAGUGAUACCAGCUUCCCCUCACAAAAAGCCCAACUUUCCGGAGUCCAGCUGGAGAAGUAAGAUGAAAUCGUUUCUUUAUUCUAUUAGCCCAAAAAUGAAAGGCAAAACACACACGGAGACCAUGUUUUCUACAGUCGGAAAAGUGACCAAAACCACUAAAGAAAAUUUUGAAAAGAAUCUGACUCAAGCUAAAAGUUCCACCAAGGAAACUGAAACAGAAAUCUCAAGAGGGCCCAAACCCCAGUCUGUGCCCCCUGACAAGCCAGUGGGCACUCCAGAAAAGCUCCGACUACGCUCUCGACAGCAGGGCUCUGCUUCAGGGCCCGGAAAUGCCCGUCAUUGCCCUCGGCACUGUCCUCAAUUGGCUCAUGCAGCCCAACAUGGAAACCCAGCUUAG